Molecule: messenger RNA, 6484 nt
Organism: Gadus chalcogrammus (walleye pollock)
Lineage: Eukaryota; Metazoa; Chordata; Actinopteri; Gadiformes; Gadidae
Gene: socs6a
Product: suppressor of cytokine signaling 6
Exons: 3
Coding region: 491-2194 (567 amino acids)
Biological process (GO): phosphatidylinositol phosphate biosynthetic process; regulation of growth; intracellular signal transduction
Cellular component (GO): phosphatidylinositol 3-kinase complex
Molecular function (GO): 1-phosphatidylinositol-3-kinase regulator activity
Source: RefSeq, a predicted model, not a curated record
UCCCACAAUUCAACAGGCAACAAAGGAAGAAAGCGAGAGGCCGUGAGGCUAGAUUGUAUUAGCUCCCAACACCAGGAUAGCGCCCGCUGUCGCCCCUUUGAUGGCGCUUGGCAUUGAUAUAUACAUGUUUAUAUGCGUAAAGGGAUACCAACCGCAGGGGGGGACGGCCGUUAGCCGUCGGUGAGGGCGACUGUCCGACCGCACAACAAGUAUGUUCUCCAAAGCUAACCCACACGAUGCUAGCUGGUUGCGUAGCCUGCUAACGGCUAGGUAGCUAAGCUAACACAAACCGUCUGGCGAUCGAGCUUUUAAAGGACGUUUUCUGUAGACAAAACGAGUUUCGCUGGCACACCUGAUCGUCUGACCUGACGGGACAUGGCGACACCUCACGUCUAGGCAUCAGAGGUGAAUUGGUGGAAGUGGAACCUAGCCCAUCCAACUGAGUCACCAUUUGCAGGCACGUAAUGGGUAUGGCCACUCUAUUACAUGCAUGACUAGUUCUGUGUGGCCUGAUGGGAGGACACUGUGGAUAGCACAUUCUUCAGGAUACCCGGGGAGCCAUCCCCCCCCAUGCUGCCACUCGAGAGGGCCUGCCAGGAUGAAGAAGAUAAGCCUUAAGACCAUCCGAAAGUCCCUGAACAUAAAGGGCAAAGAGGAGGGCGACUUUGUCAUGCUCCAGCAGCCCUCCAUGACCACUGACUAUUCCAAGGAGGACUCCCUCUUUGGGGGCUGUUAUACUAAAGACCUCGCCGGCUGUGACCUCGGCAACGACGAGGACAAGGGGGGUCAGAACAAGGGCCGGGCCAAGAGCGAGAGUCUGAUGGGCUCGCUGAAGAGGCGGCUGUCCACCAAGCAGAAGGCCAAGGUGAAGGGUGGCUCGUCGGCCGUGGGCUCCGUGGAGGACGACGACACCUUCUCGUCCGCCUCGGUGCCCAUCAGCUUCAACGAGGUGAAGGCCCAGCGUCCGCUGAGGUCCUCGUCGCUGCGGAGCCACCACUACAGCCCGUCGCCGUGGCCAAUCCGCUCUGUGGCUGCGGACGAGGCCUGCAUCAAGAUGGAGGUGAAGGUGAAAGCCAUGGUCCACUCCCCCAGCCCCAGUCCCAGCCUCAACGGCGUCCGCAAGGAGUUCCACGACUUCCAGACCGAGGGCUUCUUCCAGGAGCGGGCGGAGUCCUUCAAGAGCCUCCAGCAGCAGGCGCAGAACGGGGCGCUGCACCUGAACAUUGAACAUGACGUGCCUGUGGUGCUGGGGCUGAUGCCCCAGGACUACAUCCAGUACACCUUGCCUUUAGACGAGGGAAUGUACCCCGAGGGGCCUCACUCGUUUUGCCUGGACCACUCCUCCCCCAUGGAGGUGGUCACGGAGGCGGAGGACGGGCUCCUUCCGCCGGACCGCGUCCAGGAGGACCUGGACCUGGUGGGCGGCCUUCCCCCGGAGCUCUACAUGGAGCCCUCCGUCAACGGCCUGCUGGUGUGCCCCGCCGGCGUGAUGCUGGAGGGCUCGGCGCCGGAGGUCCCGCCGCCCCUCUCUCCGCUCAGCCACCGGGAGCUCCCCAGGACUUUUUCAGGGUUCAGCUCGACGGACAGCCGGGUGGCCGAGCGUGUGAGGCACCACCUGAACUUCGACCCGCACUCCGCCCCCGGGGUGAGCCGGGUGUACGACUCGGUGCAGGCCAGCGGGCCCAUGGUGGUGACCAGCCUCACGGAGGAGCUGAAGAAGCUGGCCAGGCAGGGCUGGUACUGGGGCCCCAUCACCCGCUGGGAGGCCGAGGAGAAGCUGGUCAACCUGCUGGACGGCUCGUUCCUGGUGCGGGACAGCUCGGACGACCGCUACCUGCUCAGCCUGAGCUUCCGCUCGCAGGGGAAGACCCUCCACACCCGCAUCGAACACUCCAACGGGCGCUUCAGCUUCUACGAGCAGCCCGACGUCGAGGGCCACACGUCCAUCGUGGACCUCAUCGACUACUCCAUCAAGGACUCGGAGAGCGGAGCCUUCUGCUACUCCAGGUCCCGCCUCCCCGGGUCCGCCACCUACCCCGUCAGACUGACCAACCCCGUGUCUCGGUUUAUGCAAGUGCGCUCGCUGCAGUAUCUGUGUCGCUUCGUCAUCAGACAGUACACCAGGAUCGACCUGAUUCAGAAACUGCCUUUACCCAACAAGAUGAAAGAUUACCUGCAGGAGAAGCACUACUGAGGACAGGAUUGUGGUAGCAAUUUGCACUUUUUGGGUUCAGUUAAGAGAUUUCAUACAAGGUUUACACUUCAGACGACCAUUGUUUUGGGGAAGUUGGUUUUCAGUCGCCGUUUAUUUGUGUCGGGGUGACUCUGUCGCUGUCCGGUCCUUUUAUCCCGCGGUUUCCACUUGAGUUUCUUUGCCCGGAUUGGCCGCCAGCCCGUGGCUGUUCUUCGGAGAGGCCUCCGGGGAGACCAUCCAGGCCGCACCAUACAUUACAUUCAACAUGAGCAUUCUGAUGAGGGAACUUGUGACGCUAGCGGUCCACCUAGAACACGAUAACAUGUACAAAGAAAAAAGACUAGGUUGGUUGGAAUUUUAACGACUUAUGAAAUUUGACUUUUUUUUAUGUGGCAUGGUAAAUAUUCUGAAAUACUGAAGCGAGGGGGAAGCGACAAUUUGGAUCCCUCCCUUUUAAAAUAUCCCCCCCCCCCCCCCCUGCAGACUGGUUGUGACCAUUGGCACAUUGUUUUGACGAUGGUUUUGUGUUACACAUUGUUGUCUGAGUCAUCAACACUUUAAACAGUUUGUUUGUUCUGUGCUUACUGUUGACAGACACUUGCCCUCUGACACCGUUGUAAGAUAACGUGAAGGGUGUUUUAAUUGCUUCAAUAGCCAAAGAUGAUCUCUGUUUUUAAAUUAAAGGUUGGGUAUGGGAUUUGCGAAACGCCAGCAGAUUUAAAAAAAUACACAACUCUUAUGGUCAUAUGUUCUCCUUCAACGCUGACUCUGACUCCACCCAUUCCAAGUACAUGGACUUGCAAUCAUGCACGAGCGCGAACACAGAUGCACGAGAGCAAGCCAUUAGCUAGUUAGCUAGCUCCAGUAGCUACCGCAGGAUAACAACAAACAGAAGCUUGCUCUGGGUCACGAGCUUUGAGUACGUGCACGAAGGGGUCACGCGCGGGGGAGGGGGAGUGCAGUACGACCGUUUGACGUACUUACUGUCCAAUGCCACUCGGUGGUUCUGGAAAUCAUUGGCUGGAGUUUUUCGAGCCCUGCCCGUUCCACAGAUGAUUGACUUGUUUAAUUUUUAUGUCAGUACUUCUAACUCAGUGGGUUAUGAUAAGGAUUACCAGUAAUUUUGCAAAAAUGGCCAAAAAAGAGAAUUCCAUACCCAACCUUUAAGCUCCUUAUUGACAUAGUCUUCCCUUCCUUGGACAGAUGCAAGGAAAGGAAAUUCACGCCCCAAGAGCCGUUACAUUUUUCUUCAGCCAUGUAUGGCUUUAGAAAAGGUACGUCUGUUAUCAGUGUCCAAGAGAAUACAACAUUGUAUUUUAUUCCUUAUUCCAUAACCCUUUGAUAAUCUAGGCAAUGCAUGUCCUUUAUUUGUUCUUUCUACAUCUAGUUACUAGUAACUAUUAGUAUCAUUUCAGUUGGGUGCCAUAUUAUGAUGUACACCUGUACCAGGGCUAUACCAUCUAUGGUACCAUGCACUUUUAUUAGUAACCUACUUGAACGUAAUGAAACACUAACUUCAUAUCUUCAUGACCUGUUCCCGAGCUGCUAUCGGUCAGUCAAUAAGAGCCACCAUCAGGCUUGGUGAAAAACCUUUCAUGAAAUAGGCUUAGACUUAAAUGAUCUGGGACGGUUUCAUUGAAUUGCUGAGUUGGCCCCAGACUACUCAGUGAGGGGGUUUAACCAAUAAUUUAGUUUUUGGCAAAUGAAAAACUGGGUAUAAAGUGGUAUGACUGCAUGUAGCCAUCACCUUGAAGCAAAGGGUAGACAAGGUACCGGUUACAUGACGCUGUUUAUAUUACACUUGUGCUCUUGGGAGGACCAGCAGUGACUUGAUGUAUUAAGCUUUCGAAAUUUUAAUUAAAAUGAGCAAGCAAAAGACGAGACAACAGUUUAACGGUUCCCCAUUAGGAAUGUUGCGAACGCUGCACCACAGCUCGGACGUGGGAAACGCCAUUUCUCAUGAUCUGCAACGCUUGUAUUCGCAUGAAGUAACGGCUCAAGAUUGUUAAGAACGUGCACUCGUACGCCAUCUUUAAAUGACUGACCAUGUCGUGAGGGCUUAGGAGGACGUUGGAUGUGCGCGCACUAUAGCAUUUACCCCACGGAUGACGUAACCCAUCCAGUACCCAAAAACAAAAUGGACCUCUAGUCAAUUAACCCAGUCCCCAUGUAGGGCUGGCUCUUCCUUUCCCCCCCUCCCCUGGUGAUGCUUGUAUUGAGCCUGCUAGCUCCACAUCACAGAACCCUAGCUGUUGUGAGCCUACGUAUCGCAGGCGUUUCGCGAAAGCCAGGCCAUGCCUUUUUUUUGUUUAGGGACAUGACGAAACUCCAGAGUCGGCCUCAUGAAAGUCAUUGUAUUUCAUUGUCACAUGUUGUUUUCAAGGGCGUUGAAAUCUUUUUGUGAUUGGUGUCUCUUACCCGUCGUAUCCGCUCCCACCGGGCUCCACUACCCCACAUAUUUUUCUCUACUGGGCUGUAUAUUCAGAACAAAGGGAAAGCACACCGUAUGCGACGCAAGUGCUUUAUGCAGAGAUUCUGACAGGGAAAAAAAAUUGACACGCUAAGUUUGAGUAUCUUUUUGUUGACAUGGGUGUCCUUGAAAAGUAUUUGGUAAUGUCUUUCAGACAACUUUAGGUAUGUUUUUCCUAGUGCAUAGUUCUAGUUUUUAGAGGGUGCAGACAAUGUCCAAACAAAGUCACAGUGAAGUUGGCACAGUAAUUUGGAUAGGAAGAUUGGAAGGUGUUGCAUGUUUAAAACGGCUUUGAAAUAUAUAGGAAUGAAGGAUCUAGGUGUGCAUUAUUGGCUGUGUAAAGGAAUAUUGUUUUAUAUUAACCAGCUGGACAUUGUGUGUGCAAGAAUUGUGUUUGUUGUUUUUUUGCCAUCGGGAGGUGUGUGUGUGUGUGAUCGGGGGUUGGAGGGGGUCAUAUAAAAAGGAUUUAGCAGUGUAUGUUUGGCUGCAGCAUCUAUUAGGGGCUUGGUGGCCGACCACUGAUUAUGUAAUGCAGCACCAGUACAAACGCAUUGAGACUUUUGCACUUGAAGGUUGACCUUUUUAAAAAAGAAAACACUUGGAUCUUGCCUCUCCUGAGUUGUCCCGCAGAAGUUAUCAUUCAAAUUAAAGUUACAACAGCCAAAACCUCUGGACGGAAGUGCACACUUGCUAGUAGUGAUCAUAGGAUAAUUUAGGUCGAAUAAUCAAUCAACCAACAUCCUUUUGCUUCUUCUCAUAUCAUCAGGAGACGCAGCGUAAAGCACCAGCAUCAAACUGUAACCGCCUGCCCCCUGUUAACCCCUAGACUUUUCAUUCCUCAGCCUCAUCAUAGCAAAGAAUGUCGAUCGAAGGUUAGACUGUUGCAUUUAUUUUUAGGUUCUCUUUAAAGCGAGUUAAAAAUGUGAAAGUGAAUUGUUGGUCUUUUUAUUUUCUAACCCGGUGUACUUUUUAAUUGUGUGUCCUGUUUUAAUUUCCGUGUCCCGGCUGUUUCUAACGAGCUAGACUCUGUUGAGUACCAGACAGGGGUAUCUGCUGUGAUUUCAAAGUAUCUAAAUAGCCUGGGAUUAGGGUGGCCUGUUAUCCUUUAAGCGUUAUUGCCUUCGACGUGUGACUUUGGAGAUUGACGCUUGUUGAAAGUGCAGAAGCAUUUUCAGUCCACAAUGUAUAGCUGAUUAGCACUUAACAAGCUCUGGUAUUGUUUGAACAUCUCUGCAAUGAAGGUAUUUGUUUACUGCUAUGUUUGUUGACCCCCCCCCCCCCCCCCCAAACACUCACCAAACCUCCACCUUUUUUUUUUUUUUUUUUUUUUACUUUCAUGGUUUGUCCUCAUGAUCAUUUUGGUACAAUUUUUAGAAACGUUAUUUCAUUUCAAUGUGUUGUACACAUUUGUGCUGCUUUCAGAUAUGAUGGCCUUUCUUGUAUUUAACAAUGUGGAAAUAGAAUGUCACCAUUUGGAUCUAUGUACACGACAAACACACAUACACAUGCACACAGACACAUGACUUUGGGUAUCGUUUUGGGAGAGAGGGGCAGAUUUGUGAACUGUAGUCGGUAAAAUGUCAUCAAUAGUUAUUAGCUCCUCUGUAUAAACCGGUCACCCCAGUUUACAUUUGUUGUCCACAAUUAAUUUCCCAACAUAGAUUGUCUUUUUGUAUUUUUUUUCGUUUGAAAACAAAAAUCAGCCGUGAUUUAUUGCACAUUUUGGAUACAGUUAAAAAGUUUUUGUAUCUGCCAAUUAUAAAUUAUAAAUAAAAUAUAUUCUGAAAAAUUGCCUUAAUCCGUAUCCAUUUUAUUAGUCU